AUGUCUGCCCCGGCUGGCAAUCCCUUUUCGCACGCAAUUCCCGCUGCCGACUCGUUCCAGCUGCUGCCCGAAUCGCAAAAGACUGGUGAGGCCGAGGAUGCCUUGUACGAGGCCCAGAUCAAGGAAGUUGAGGCGUGGUGGUCUUCUCCUCGGUAUUCUGGAAUCAAGCGACCUUAUAGCGCUGCAGACGUCGUCACCAAGCGAGGCUCCCAGAAGAUCUCAUACCCCAGUUCUGUCAUGGCCGCCAAGCUGUUCAAUUUGGUCCAAGAGCGCCAGGCCAAGGGCGAGCCGAUCCAUACAAUGGGUGCUAUCGAUCCCAUCCAAAUGACACAGCAAGCUGCUCACCAGGAAGUCUUGUACAUCUCUGGCUGGGCCUGCUCGUCCCUGCUCACCACCACCAACGAAGUGUCUCCCGACUUUGGCGACUAUCCCUACAAUACAGUCCCCAACCAAGUCCAGCGUCUGGCCAAAGCCCAGAGCAUGCAUGACCGCAAGCAGUGGGAUGCUCGUCGCAAAAUGACUUCCGAAGAGCGUGCCAAGACCCCGUACAUCGACUAUCUCCGGCCCAUCAUUGCCGAUGGUGACACUGGCCAUGGGGGGCUGUCUGCUAUCUUGAAGCUUGCCAAGCUGUUUGCCGAGAAUGGUGCCGCUGCUGUGCACUUUGAGGAUCAACUCCACGGUGGCAAGAAGUGUGGCCAUCUUGCUGGCAAAGUCAUCGUCCCCAUUGGCGAACACAUCAACCGACUCAAUGCUGCCCGAUUCCAGUGGGACGUUAUGGGAUGUGAGAAUUUGGUGAUUGCCCGAACCGACUCCGAGUCCGGCAAGCUGCUUUCUUCCGCUAUUGACGUCCGCGACCACGAGUUCAUCUUGGGCGUCGCCGACCCAUCCAUUGAGCCACUUGCUGAGACAAUCCAGUCCAUGGAGGCCAAGGGAGCUUCUGGCUCCCAGAUAGACAUCUUUGAGGCCAAGUGGGUUAAGAACACCAAGCUCGUCACCUUCAACGAGGCUGCUGUUGCCCACAUGCAAAAGGAGGGUGUCAGCCAGGAAAAGAUUAACGAGUACCUGAAUGCCACCGCCAAGGACCGUGAUAUGGGCAUCACGCGCCGUCGUGCUUUGGCUUCUCACUACUCCAAGACCCCCGUCUACUUCAAUUGGGACGUCCCCCGAACCCGCGAAGGAUACUACCACUUCCGCGCUGGCAUGGAGGCCGCUACCAAGCGUGCGCUGGCCUUUGCUCCUUAUGCUGACCUUCUUUGGGUCGAGACUGGCGACCCCAAUGUCGAGGUUGCUACCAAGCUCGGCCGCGCCGUGAGGGAUCAGUACCCCAACAAGGGUCUUGUAUAUAACCUGUCCCCGUCAUUCAACUGGAUGGCACACGGCUUCACCCCCGAGACCCUCAAGUCCUUCAUCUGGGACAUUGCCAAGGAGGGCUUUGUUGUUCAGCUGGUUUCCCUGGCCGGACUGCACUCCACGGCAACCAUUUCGUGCGAACUGGCGCGCAACUUCAAAACUGACGGCAUGAAAGCGUAUGUCGAGCUGGUUCAGCGACGCGAGAAGGACCUUGGGUGUGACGUAUUAACGCACCAGAAGUGGAGUGGAGCCAGCUACAUUGAUGGCAUUCUGGGAGCCAUUCAGAGCGGCAGCUCGAGCAGCAGGAGCAUGGGCGAAGGCAACACUGAGGGUCAGUUCAACUAG
This is a messenger RNA of Metarhizium acridum CQMa 102, 1695 nucleotides long. RefSeq names its product mitochondrial 2-methylisocitrate lyase. Gene Ontology annotation, molecular function: methylisocitrate lyase activity; isocitrate lyase activity. NCBI's taxonomy places the organism in Eukaryota, Fungi, Ascomycota, Sordariomycetes, Hypocreales, Clavicipitaceae. Gene Ontology annotation, cellular component: mitochondrial matrix. The record is from RefSeq and is a predicted model, not a curated record.